GACGUGUUUGCAGGGUGCACGCGGUGACGGUUGGUUUGGCUCUGCUCAGUGAUGGCGGCGCUCUGCGGGCAGACGGUGACCGUGAUGGCGAUGGCGGCCGCGCUGCUCGCCGCCAGCUUCGUGUCGGUGGACGCGGUGAAAUCCCGCCGCCAGGCCGGAAACGAGAAGCAGAAUAACUUCUUCAGGCGGGCGGCGAGUGGCGUUUCCCGGAAUCUGGCGGCGGUGUUCGGAGAGGAGAAUGUGCAGGCGGUGCAGAAGUUCUUCUCCAGGAUUACUGAACAGUUUGUGUUUGGGAUGGAUGUGCUUUUGCAAACCAUCUGGAAAAUAUGGAUGGAUCUUCUGGAUAUUCUUGGAAUUGAUGGAUCAAAUGUGAGCCAGUAUUUGAAUCCAACAACAGCUGUAACUCACCCAACUCAAGUUCUGCUGUUAGUUGUUGCUGUGCUUGUAGCUUAUUGGUUUUUGUCAAUGUUUAUAGGGCUUAUAUUUUAUACAUUACGCAUAACAUGUGGUGGGUGCUUCUGGAUUGCACGAAUUGUCUUUUUUGCCCUUGCUUGCCUCUACAUUCUGCAGAAAUCUGAAGGUGAUCCUGAAGGUGCCGUGCUCCCACUUUGUUUUGUAGUUUUGACUUACAUUAUGACUGGUCCAGUCGGCUUUUAUUGGAGGAGAAAUACUAGUCAUGUUGAGGAAAAACUAGAACAUCUUGAUGGUCAAAUCAGGCUUAUGAACAUUCGUCUCAAUAGAGUAUUGGAAAAACUUGAUCAAAACGCUGGUUAGUGUGAGAAGGAAUGCUGUUGCAUAUCACCAGCACUGUUUAAUGGAUAGUGAAUCACUGUCUAACAAGUGUGAAUAACCCAUGUUUAAGGAUUUAUAUUCAUUAGUUUUUUUUUUGCAAUCGUUUAACCAUGUUUUUAUUUUUAUACUUAACUGGUUUAUAUUCAUCAGUCACAUGAUAAAUGGGAAUAUUUUUAAAAUUCUUAAUUUCCUUUUCUUUGUCUUAAGUGAAUAAUUAAUUUAUCUUUAGCGCAAACAAAAUUAAAUUUGCUACCAAAAAUGCCAAACAAAGGACCCUUUUUUUCCCUCAAAUUCUGUCUUGCUAGAGGAACAAGGUGGAAGAAUACAUUUGUGCACUAUUGUGAUUUAUUGUGUUAGUGCAUUGAAUGUGAAGGAUAGUUGUAAUUUUAAGUGUUUAGGAUAGUUUGUGAAACAACUGAGUAAGUUUUUGAAGUCAAAAAUCUGUAUAAUCUUUUCAUCCAUUUCCCUUCUAUCCCUUUCAGUGCUGCUACAUUAUUUGACUCUAACUUACAUAAGUAAGAAUCUGUUUGAGUAGAUGUUCUCUAUGUAAUGUGCUGUAGUAAAUGAAAAAUAACCAUUUCUAUUGUGCAUCUCACUAGUGUUUCCCCUUUUUCUUGGUUCUGUGAAUGCAUUCCAUAUGAACAGAAUUACUGUAUGGAAAGUGUAUAUUUUUCAAACUGCAGAUUUUGCCAAUGAAUUUCUAUAUUCUGGAUAUUUAAGAUGGCAUGUUUGUAAAUGUGGUGAAAAAGUCUAUCAGGUUAUCUGUAUAUAGUUCAAUUAUGGCAUGUGAUAUUGAAACAAUUGAAUAAGAAAUUCUCCAAACUAAAUGUGAAAAUAUCUACUAAUGUUUCUUAAUCAUAAAGACUUUCUGCCCCAUCUUUGGUUUCCACAACAGCUCCGCUGAAAUAGUAGGGAACCUCCAAUCUGUAAAGUUGGUCUCACAAAGUUGUAUUUACUCCUCUUUUUGAGAAGUGGUCUUUUUAAAUUCCACAAGGUAGAUUUUUAGUAUGACAAUAUUAGACCUGAAUGGCAUUAAGUGAGGCAGUAAUGUCAUUCUCGUGUGUGUGUGUUUUGGAGCUGGUGGAUCCAAUUCAAUCAAUUUAGUGAUGAAAGGUCCUGAAUGUCUUUGCCAUGAUUGUGUAAAGAAAACCUCGGAAAGAAGGAUUUUUAACUGAUGAAAUUACUGCAAUUUACAAUGAAGCUGUAUGGAUCUAACACUAUCCGUAAAGUACCAAGAAAUUGCAUUAAUUUACUUGAUUCCAGAUGAUGUGCCUUUUGGGAGUAAAUGAUGGUUAUAUGUAAAGAUCUUUCGAAAUGAUUAAAAGGAAACUAAAGGCUGACAAUAUUUGUUUGCUCAGAAAAUAUUGAUUUCUCUACCCGUAGAAAGAAAGUAGAAUGAGAAUUCUUGUGAAUUAUGACAUGCAGAAUAAACAAUCUAUUUAUUAGACUAUAUUGUAUAUUGUUAUGAUUUAAAUUGCAUCAGUAACUAUACUUGAGCUUGUUUUGACCAAAUUUACCAAGCAAGAUGGAUUGCAAUAAUUACAGACUUAAGAUUAUUUAAUGUACAUGGGUUUCUGCUGACUUCAGAACAUUUGAUUCUACAUAUAUCACAAAAUUGAUCAUGACAGCUGUAAGAAGUAGAAUGAUUUGACAUGCCUUUUAAAUUUCACAAUUUUCUUUUAAUAAAAGCAGUUCAAAUAUCUCCAGAGUCACGUUUUAAAUUGGGGUGUUUGUUAAAUUUGCUGUAUUUAAAUCUCACUUGAUGUAUUUUGGAUUGUGUUCAACCUCCAGAUGUCAUUUUUAACAAAAAUGGAU
Molecule: messenger RNA, 2607 nt
Organism: Hemiscyllium ocellatum (epaulette shark)
Lineage: Eukaryota; Metazoa; Chordata; Chondrichthyes; Orectolobiformes; Hemiscylliidae
Gene: bri3bp
Product: bri3 binding protein
Exons: 3
Coding region: 52-774 (240 amino acids)
Cellular component (GO): mitochondrion
Source: RefSeq, a predicted model, not a curated record